Messenger RNA from Bactrocera tryoni, 1851 nucleotides. RefSeq names its product aspartate aminotransferase, mitochondrial-like. Lineage: Eukaryota; Metazoa; Arthropoda; Insecta; Diptera; Tephritidae. The transcript has 4 exons. Gene Ontology annotation, cellular component: mitochondrion. Gene Ontology annotation, molecular function: L-aspartate:2-oxoglutarate transaminase activity; pyridoxal phosphate binding. Gene Ontology annotation, biological process: biosynthetic process; L-aspartate catabolic process. The record is from RefSeq and is a predicted model, not a curated record. The coding region runs from base 247 to 1578 and encodes 443 amino acids.
UUUAAUAAUUUUGAGAAAUGUUAUUGCGCUGAAAGUCGAAUAAAAAUUCGGGUUAGUCUCUCAGAGGAAGAGGAAGACCUUUACUUCUUUGGAAAGAUUAGUUGGAGAAAAAAAAUUAAAAAAAAAAAUUUAAAAUUAAAAAAAAUAAAAAAACAUCUGAACUUACAACUUUGUUUUACGAAUUUGGUGUUGACAUAAAGAAAAAAAUUAUAAUCGUAAAUUCAUACAAAAAUUUUGUAAAAAAAAAUGUUACAAUUUACAAAGCGUGUACCCUUUAAAGCUGAAGCUGCUCCAGCUCCAUAUUUCACACGUUACAAGUACGUACCACAUGCAAUUUUAAGGUAUCAGAAAAAAACUAAAAUUCCAUACAAUAGAUCAUGGUUCACAGAUGUGAAGAUGGCACCACCCGACCCUAUACUCGGCAUCACGGAGGCAUUUUUAAAGGAUAAAAACCCCAAAAAGGUAAAUUUAGGCGUAGGCGCAUAUCGUGAUGACAACAGCAAACCAUGGGUCUUGCCCAGCGUGAAAGAGGCACAAAAACGCGUAAUUGCCAAAAAUAUGAAUAAGGAAUACGCACCUAUACAGGGUUUGGCGGAUUUUUAUAACAAAUCAAUAGCGCUGGCGCUGGGCAAAGACUCGGACAUACUGAAGAACAAUUGCAAUGCAACAGUGCAGAGUUUAAGUGGCACCGGCGCCUUACGCAUUGGUGCCGCAUUUUUAGGUAUCUUCUGGAAGGGUGAACGCGUGGUGUAUUUGCCCACACCCACGUGGCCUAAUCACCGUCCAAUUUUCAUGCAUUCCGGCCUGAAAGUGGCCAACUAUAGCUACUAUGAUCCAAAUACGCGUGCGCUAAAUGAGCAGUCGCUCUUAGAGUCGUUGUGUAAAAUACCCGAAAAAUCGAUUGUGCUGCUGCAUGCGUGUGCCCACAAUCCCACCGGUGUGGAUCCAAAUGCGAAGCAAUGGUGCGAAAUAUCGCGGAUAAUGAAAACACGAAAUUUAUAUCCGUUCUUCGAUAUGGCCUAUCUUGGUUUCGCCAGCGGUGAUAUUGAUAAUGAUGCGUUGGCUGUGCGCAUUUUCAGCGCCGAAGGGCACACAUUUUGCUUGGCACAGAGCUAUGCCAAAAAUAUGGGUCUUUAUGGUGAACGCGUUGGUUCAUUUACUUUGGUGUGCAGUUCGAAGGAUGAGGCCGAACGUGUGACAUCCAAUUUGAAAACCAUUAUACGAGCCAUGUAUUCGAGUCCACCCAUACAUGGUGCACGCAUCGCAAUGGAGAUUUUCAAGGAUGACGAACUCUACUGUGUAUGGUUGGAUGAUUUGAAGACAAUGGCUAAUCGUACUAUAAGUAUGCGUAAGGAAUUGAAGGAGAAAUUAAUUUCGCUCGGCUCUAAGCACUCUUGGGAACAUAUAACUAAUCAAAUCGGCAUGUUCUGCUAUACUGGUCUGAAACCGGAGCAAGUGACACGUCUCAUAAAGGAAUACAGUAUUUACCUGACAAAGGAUGGACGUAUUGCGGUGGUCGGUUUGACAACGAAGAACGUCGCUUAUGUCGCAGAAUCUAUUCAUGCCGUCACCAAGUAGCUUUUUUAUUGUAUAUUUAACUACUGAUUGCAUAGAAUUAAUGUAAAAUCAGCAACAAUUCCUAUGUAAACAAAAAUAUAUGCAAAAAGCAUUGACAGUUCCAAAGCGCCUACUCGGAUAUAAUAUUUUCGUUUGUUUUGAUCUAACUUUUUAAUAUUUUCGUGACGUCUGGUUUGACAAUUAGUAAAGCACUUGUAACUAGCAGCUGUUUUGUUUAACCGUUAUAUUACAAUAUUUGAGUAAAACACGCAUUAUUACAAUAUUUUGCAUACA